AUGCAAUCUAGCUCUCUUGAGAACAUGUUGAAGGAGUAUAUAGUGAAGAAUGAAGCCAUGAUUCAAAGCCAAGCGACAUCAUUGAGGAACUUGGAAAACCAAGUUGGGAAACUAGCUAAUGAGCUUAGAAAUAGACCCCAUGGUACAUUACCAAGUGAUACCAAGAAUCCAAGAAAUGUGGGCAAGGAGCAUUGUAAAGCCAUCACUUUGAGAAGUGGGAAAGAGUUGGAGAAUACCAAGACAAAUUCAGGGCAUGAGGGUGAACCCUCUUCAAUCCAAAUAAAUGAGGAAAUCCAAAAAGAUGCUGAAAUUCCUAGUGUACAAAAAUCUGCCUCUGCCCAGAAUGUUGCAGGAAUGCCGCAACAUAGUCGCCCAGACAACUCAAUUUCAAAGCAGUUACCUCCAUUUCCUCAACAUUUUCAGAAGAAAAAGUUGGAUUCUCAAUUCAAGAAGUUUUUAGAUAUGUUGAAGCAGUUGCAUAUCAACAUCACACUGGUAGAGGCACUUGAGCAAAUGCCUAACUAUGUGAAAUUCAUGAAAGAUGUUCUCACACGGAAGAAAAGGUUAGGAGAGUUUGAAACUGUGGCUCUAACCAAGGAGUGUAGUUCAUUUCUCCAGGACAAGUUGCCACCAAAGUUGAAGGAUCUUGGGAGUUUCAUUAUUCCAUGUACUAUUGGAAACACUUAUUGUGGGAUGGUGUUAUGUGAUUUAGGUGCUAGCAUUAAUUUGAUGCCAAUGUAUGUGUUCAAGAAAUUGAGGAUUGGAGAAGUCAGGCCUACUACAGUUACUCUUCAACUUGAAGAUAUAUAUCUUGCUCACUCAAAUGGGAAGAUUGAAGAUGUGUUUGUAAGGGUAGACAAAUUCAUAUUCCCUGCUGAUUUUAUUGUGCUAGACUAUGAGGCGAAAAGAGAGGUGCCUAUUAUUUUGGGAAGGCCAUUUCUUGCAACAUGA
Humulus lupulus (European hop) is the source of this 951-nucleotide messenger RNA. RefSeq lists its product as uncharacterized. The record is from RefSeq and is a predicted model, not a curated record. The coding region runs from base 1 to 951 and encodes 316 amino acids. The transcript has a single exon. NCBI's taxonomy places the organism in Eukaryota, Viridiplantae, Streptophyta, Magnoliopsida, Rosales, Cannabaceae.